GAGCCCGUGACCGAAAGUUGUCCGGCUCGAGCAACACUGGAAGGUAACGUGCGUUUUAGCGAUUCAAAAACUCGUUGCAAGUAACAUUUUAUCAGCAAAAUUGAGUCUAAAGUUAAGGUUUAAGAAACUGUUUUGUUAGUAUUUUAUUGAGUACCUCAAACGGUUUGAUAUUGCUAUGCUGUGUAAGCUAACACGAGUGUGUUUGUAGCAUUUAGCUUGGAAACAUGUACUUCAGAGUCCACAUACCUGAGGGACUGAGCGUUGUUGACUGAAAUAACUUUGAAUUUACCAGAAAAGAUAAAAGAAAAGAAAACAGUAGUGUAAAUUAGUUAAAUAAAUAGUUGUCAUUUUCUAACAGCCUCUUUUCUUCUUGUUCACAUAUCAAGCAGCAUGUCUGAGGCUUUAAUCCAGCGUAUAAAGCAGCUGGAAACAGAGCUGGAAAAACUCAAGUCCCAACUGAAAGAGAGCAGUGAAGCUGGAGAUGACACUCACCUGAAGUCAAGUCUACCCGAUGGUAACACCACCAGCAGCAUCAGCAACAGCAAAAAGGGGAAGAAAGCAGCCAAAGACCGUCCUUUUGACUUCUCGGCCCAUCCUCGGCGACAUGUGGCUUUGCGGCUGGCAUACCUCGGAUGGGCAUACCAGGGCUUUGCUGUCCAGGAGAACACAGACAACACUGUGGAGGCCAGACUCUUUGAGGCUCUGCUUAAGACACGUCUGAUUCAGGAGAGACAGAGCUCGAACUAUCACCGGUGUGGUCGCACAGAUAAAGGAGUCAGUGCCUUUUCUCAGGUGAGUUCACAGAGAUUAAUGAGAGUAUUUAUUGUUGUCAUAUGCAGGAAGAUGGUCCUUUGUUGGUUUGUUUUCUUCCGCUUAUCCGGGUCCGGGUCACGGGGGCAGCAGCUUCAGGAGGGAAGCCCAGACAGCCCUCAUCCCAGCCACUUUCACCAGCUCCUCUAAGGGGAUUCGCCACACGAGAGAUAUAAUCCCUCCACCUGGUCCUGGGCCAGCCACAAGGUCUCCUCCCGGUGGGACAUGUCCGAAACACCUCUAACAGGAUGCCCGAGCCACCUCAGCUGUCUGCUCUCGAUGUGGAGGAGCAAUGGCUCUACUCUGAGCGCCUCCCGAGUGUCCGGGCUCUUUACCCUAUCUCUAAGGCUGAGCCCGGCCACCCUGCGGAUGAAACCCAUUUUGGCUGCUUGUAUCCGCAAUCUCGUUCGUUCGGUCAUUACCCAAAGUUCAUGACCAUAGGCGAGGGUCGGCACAUAGAUCGACCGCAAAAUCAAGAGUCUUGCAUUGAUGGUCCUGAACAAAGAAAAGCACAUCACACUUGUUUGCAUUUGUUUACAUACUGUUUGUGCUUUCUCCCCACAGGUAAUAACCAUUGAUUUGCGCUCCACACAGUUUUGUGGAGGACUGGGUAUCACACUCCCUGAAAACGUCGAUGUCAGCACCAAAAAUAAAACUUCUGGCUCAGAGCUUCCAUAUGUGAAGAUGCUGAACAGAGUUCUGCCUCAGGACAUCAGGAUCUUGGACUGGGCACCAGUAGCAGAGGGCUUUAGCGCACGCUUCGACUGUCAGUCCCGGACGUAUCGUUACUACUUCCCCCGAGGAUGCUUGGAUGUUGCUUUGAUGGCAGAUGCUGCAAAAAGGUGAGUUAAGACUUUUAGUUACUUAUACUGAUGUAUGUUCCAGUUUUUGACUUAAAGAAACCUGUGACACUCAACAGAUAUGAGGGGACUCAUGACUUUCGCAACAUUUGUAAAAUGGAUGUGGGAAACGGAGUCCUGCAGUUUGAAAGGACCAUCCUGUCAGCAUCGGUGAAGCCUGCACAGCAUGUCUCUGGUGAAAAUGAAUAUGACCUCUUCAUAUUUGAGAUUAAAGGACUGGCCUUCCUAUACCACCAGGUAUCAAAGGACACUAAACACAGACCCUAUCCGAUGAAUUAGGCUUUUUCAUUCCAAUCAGAUGGAUGAUUUGUUAUGUUUAAUUUCUUCCUCAUGCUAAGUAGUAAGUAGUUAAGAUAUUUGUUGGAUAAGGUUUCCUUUUUUGUGUGUUCUUGAUGCAGGUACGGUGCAUGAUGGCUCUGCUUCUCAUGAUAGGACAGAAACUUGAAGCCCCAGAGAUAAUUGAUCAGCUCUUGGAUGUUCAGACUAACCCCAGAAAGCCACAGUACAGGUGCAUCCACCGCUGUCAUUUUACUGAAAACACCAUAUUUAGUUUAAUUUAUUUAUCCUUUAAUCCUUUUUUUACAUAAAAGUUAAAAAAUAAUUUAACAUUCAUCUUUUUCCCUCUAGCAUGGCAGUAGACUAUCCACUGGUACUGUAUGAAUGCCACUUUGAAGGUUUGAACUGGCAACAGGAGAAUGAAGAGGUCAACCUAGUCCUGUCCACUCUUCAACAACACUGGACUCAAAGUGCAGUCAAAGCUCACCUCCUUCAGGGAAUGAUCCAGGGAUUGGAGGCCAUAGGUAGGAUUUGCCAUCAAUUCAGUAGACUUCUAAGUAACCUCUAUAGUUUUGAGUUUUAGUCUUCUGAGUUUCAAAAUAAACAUUAAUUUAGGUCUUGUCAAAUGUGGCACCAGACUUCAUUGAAAGUAUCAGGUCAACCAAUCUCUGUUUCGAGAAUCUGGGGUUUGGGAGUGUUUCUACAUCAGGAGCUCUCAGGUUUCUGUUCAUAGUAUGUUUGUAGUCUGGAUAGAAGUAACUACUAACAUUUUGCAAUACCAAUGUAAUGCCUCCUGAUUAUAUUGUCUUGUAGUCUAGGCCUGCAUCAAAGAUCUUGAUGAUCCAGAGUGUAUGACUGCCCUCUCUUGAUCUACAGGUGGAGCGUCCUCGAACCACUGCUGGCUGGUUGAAGGCACCAGGCAGAGAAACUACAAACCCCUGCUGGAGCGUCCGUGCUGCGAGAGCCUGGAGUCCAGGAUAAACCAUUUUGUCAAAAGAGGCAGACUGGAGCGAGAAGAAGGGGAGAAUGGGGGUGAAAUGGUCCACAGAGGAAAAAGGUCCAAACAUUCCCACAGUUCCCCAGGUCUGCCUGAUCCCUCGGAUGUGUUGACAUCAAAAAAUACUGCAGAUCACAAUGCAGAAGUUUAGUAUCUUCUAACAGGAGAAUGGACUUGAGAGUUUAUUUGGUUGCAUACAUUAAUAACAAGAAGGAUGUGCGAUAUAUUUACUUAAAGAAACAAAAUUAAGUUGCAUUUUGCUUUAUGUAAAUAUUUUUUUAAAUAAACACAUUUUGAAGAAA
Xyrichtys novacula (pearly razorfish) is the source of this 3245-nucleotide messenger RNA. Lineage: Eukaryota; Metazoa; Chordata; Actinopteri; Labriformes; Labridae. The record is from the annotation of a GenBank genome assembly.